AGUGGUUACGCAAUGAAGAACGUAUGCUUUUGCUUCUAAGCCUUUGGUUUUUUAUGUGUGGUUCUCUUUUCUUAUCUCUAUGAACCAACACCAAACAUUUUCCAACAUUCCUUCAUUAUAUAUCAGAACAAAACAUUAUUCGUUCAUGAGAGAAACAAUGUCUGAAAUAGAAAAGCAAAAGCCGGAAGAAGAAGAAUCAUCCACGACAUGGCCGGAUAUCGAAGAAGAACUCGUGCUUCCCGAUGUGUUACGUAGUGAAGGCGUGAAGAAACUGCAUAUGAGUAUUCAAAGUGAGUGGGAUUACCUUCAGAAGUCUGCUUGUCAAACAGCUGCAGGAAGAGCUUUGUGGAAACAUGUUAUUCAUGAUCCGCUUGCUCAUUUGUUUGCUGGAGAGACACAUUUGAGAAACCUACACACAAAGAUUCAGACUGACCGUCUCAACAAUGCUCGAGAGGUUUCUGGUGUGAUCCUAGCCGUUCGAACUCUCUGGUUUGACACAAGGAUUCAAGCUGCUCUGGAGUCUUUCCACGGCGAUGCAGCACAGGUUGUUCUACUUGGUGCAGGAAUGGAUGCAAGAUCAUACAGACUAAACUGCUUGAACAAAAGUGACGUAUUCGAAGUGGAUUUUCAAGAUGUUUUGGAAACCAAAGCGAGCCUAGUUCAAGCUGCAGUAAACUCUAGAGAUGAGCUUAGGAUGACAGCGAAAUCACUAGUCAGAGUAGCAAUUGAUAUCAGAGACAACGAUUGGUUUGAACAGCUUAAAAAAUCAGGUUUUUUGCCAGAGAUUAACACGGUAUGGGUUCUCGAAGGUAUUCUCUAUUACCUGUCUCACACAGAGGCAAUGCAAGUACUAAACCUCAUAGCUGAGAAGUGUGGACUAACCAGCACAGUUCUCUUGGCGGAUUUCAUGAACAAACCAUCAGCUACACUUCCAAACUCUGUGUUCCACUUUUACAGUGACUGGCCUGAUCAGCUCUUACCAACUUUGGGAUUCUCUCAUGUCAAGCUUUCACAAAUAGGUGAUCCAGAUGCGAAUUUCGGUCUGCUCCACGAUCCACGGAAUCUCUUCAACAAACUUCUCCGCCUGCCAAGGACUGCACAAAUCCAUCCAGAUGAUGGAAAACCAUGCUGCCGUUUGUAUUUGUUCUAUAUUUCUAUCUGCUUGAAAAUUACAACGAAGAAAGAACGCUUGUCAUGCCUUUCGAUAACUAGCAUGAUCGUCCUUCCUUACUGUAACUCAAACGAUGAAUGAAGCUCAGCAUCAAGCAUAAGAGUAUAUUCAUAUAGAACGAGAUAUCGUCUCUCACUUAGACAGUUGUAAAAAAAGUUGGUACACCUA
Molecule: messenger RNA, 1339 nt
Organism: Arabidopsis thaliana (thale cress)
Lineage: Eukaryota; Viridiplantae; Streptophyta; Magnoliopsida; Brassicales; Brassicaceae
Product: Leucine carboxyl methyltransferase
Exons: 3
Coding region: 158-1252 (364 amino acids)
Molecular function (GO): methyltransferase activity
Source: RefSeq, marked reviewed